Messenger RNA from Grus americana (Whooping crane), 5393 nucleotides. It is a transcript of the gene SIMC1, whose product is annotated as SUMO interacting motifs containing 1. The record is from RefSeq and is a predicted model, not a curated record. Bases 267 to 2192 code for a protein of 641 amino acids. NCBI's taxonomy places the organism in Eukaryota, Metazoa, Chordata, Aves, Gruiformes, Gruidae. The transcript has 11 exons.
GCGAAGAUGGCCGACAGCGUCGUCUUCAUAAGCGACUCGGACUCUAAGAGCAGUCGCUUGUUGCCAGCCCGGCGUCGCUGCUGUCACCGCCCGCCGUCGCCGCCGCGGCGCGCGCUGCCGCCCCCCGCGGCUCUGACCCCUCCUGGGCACGUCAAGAUCCUGCAAAGUGCCGUGUCCUGCCUGCUGGUGGUGCGGACACAGCUGCCUUGCCUUGCCUGCUCCCGCUGCCCCUCAAACAGGACAUCAUCGAUCUGACCGGCGAGGACAUGAACACAGACCCAGCACCAUGGAGCAGCCUUGCCAUCAUUGACCUGACGGAGGACACAUGCAGCCCUCCCCACACCACCAGCUGGGCUGACCAGAACCCUGGGCAGGCACCUGCUGCCCCAGCAGCACACACGUCCCAUCCUCAGCUCUGCUCUACCACAAUGCAAGAAACAGAGGCAACAGCAGAGCCGAGCCCUGCAGCACCCUGGCACAGUGCUCCUGUGGAGCCCGGUGCCACCACAGACACGGCAGAAAGCGCAGAGAAAUGUAGCUGCUUCUCUCCUGCCUCCAGCUGCCACGGCUCAUCCUGCAGCCCGGAGCAGAACUGCAGCACUACCACUUUUAACAGUGACUUGGGCUCCCUGGCCAGCAUGCAGCUGGACUCAGACCUGCUGUCCCUGUCCCCCUCCAGCAUGGACAGCAGCAGCAGCUGGAGAGCCAGUGGCCCACAGGAAGAGACUCCCCACCUCUGCCAGCAAAGGGAGCUGCCCCCGAGGCUGAGCCCUACCCCAGCCACCCCAACACCCCCAGGGAUGGCCCGAGGGCCUUUGCUGGAAGCAGGUGACUCACCACCACACGGAGCAAUCCAGCAAGUGACCCCAGCCAGGACCAAGGCUGACAGCAAGACCUGGCUGAACAAACUGCACUAUUUCAGGAGGAGCGGAGUCCAGCACCUCUUCCUCCAAGGCAUAGCAUCCAACAGGGAAACACAGCAGCGGAAACCCGAGCUCAUCCCCAGUGGGAAGCUGAGCAUGGUGCGCACCACCAUGGAGGAGAACUUCCUGGAGGGUACCUUGCAUUUCCUGAGUGAGUUCGUCUCCCGCCGGCACUGUCCGCCCAAAGAAAUCAUCUCCUACCUGAUCACACAGAUCCUGUUGAACCCCCACCAAGGCGAGAUCCUGAAGGACACCUACAUGCUGCUGAUGAAGAUCCAAAUGCUCCAUCCAGCCAACACCGCCACGGUGGGAUGGGACUGGACGCUGCUGAAAUACAUCAUGGAGGACCAGGAGAAGCCCCCUGGCCGGCUCCUCUUCCUGCAGUAUGUAGUGCAGACCCUGGAGGAUGACUUCCAGCAGAACCUGAGGUUGCGCCUGCUGCAGAAGUCGAUUGCCAAGAAAGUGCUUUCGUGUGACAUGUGCUUCAACAAUGUCAAGGAGGUGGUCGAAUGGUUGGUCGCAGCAGUUACAGGAGUCGGAUUCUCCCAGCCCCAGGAGCAGCCACAAGAAAUUACAUCCUCUUCAGCAGAAGCAAGGGCUGAACACAGCUCAUCUGCACCACGGCUGGCCAGCACUGACCAGGCAGAGAUGGCUCCACCAGCUUUCUUCGCCCAGAAGGUGAUGCUCCUGCUCCAGCGGAUGUUGUCCAUCGCAGUGGAAGUGGACAAAUCUCCAAACUGCAGCUCCUGUAAGAUCGCAGAUGUGAUAUUCCCAUUUAUACUGAAUAUUCCCUUGAGGAGCCAAAGGGAAGCUUUCUUAAACACCAUGGAGAGCCAGCUCCUGCGCUGCAAACUGCUGGAGCUGUUGUUCCAGCAUAGUUGCGAUGUGCCCACGACCUUGCCCUUGUCUCUGUCCAAGAUCCUGUACUUCCUGAGCCACUCCUCUGUGCUGCUGCAAUACCAGGAUGAAACAGCAACAUGGCAAAGAUGGGAUGAGAUGCUGCAGUACUUGAGUUUGCUGCUGCUGAGUUACCAAAACGUAAUGCUGGAGCACUUACGGAGCUCACUCAAUGACCGGAUGGACUUGAUCAUUCAGAAAGCCAAGCCCAAGCUCCAGGAUGGCGAUGACAUCAGCUAUCUGGAAAUUCAACUGAAGAUAGAGGACUUCAUCAGCCAAAUGGAGCAGGUCCUGGGGCAGCCUUUUCCCCUGCAGAUCAUGGAGAAAUUGUGCAUGCUUCGGGAGUUGUUCCUCAUUGUCACUGCUACUUGAUGGAGACAAGCACUGCAGCAGGGGGCACAAAGAGCUUCAUGUUUCCUUUGUAAAACCCCCCUCUCACACUGCAGUCUCAAGUGUCAUAUGGGUUUGUUUAUAUAUUUCUUUGGAAAAACAUCUGGUUUACAUGGUCUCAGAAUUUCCUUUCAAACCUGCCGCCUCUUAUAGUUCUACGAGGCACGUUGUAGACUUUUAAAAAAUAAAUUAUUUUCAUAUUUGCUGGGACUCUUCCAUCUUGGUGCCAGCCCUGCCCAAAGGAAGCGCAGAGCUCUGUCAGCUGUACCUUGGGAUAGCGUCAGACUAACACAGCCAUAAACUCUGACAAUAGUUUGCACAGGAAGCAAAAUGCCAAAAUACCUGUGCGAUGUUUAGGAAAAUGUGGUAUUUAAGAAAAAAAAAAACAGGCAUGGGCUGCAGUGAGGGCAUUCACAGUGCAGAGAUCCCCAAGCCAUCCUCGACAGUCCUCAGGAGAGGAACAUAUCUGUUCCAAAUCAAAUACAUCCAAGGUGAUUAGCAUGUCAAGAGGGAGGACUGGAUAGCAGCAUCAGCUGAAAAGGCUGCACCUCUUCCAGAACACACUGAAGUGUCCACAGUGCAGGCAAGCAUGAGUGUUAAGAUGAAGAUAAGUAUUCAAUUCAAAUACACUGCCAUCAACUCAAAUCACAUUGUGGUCAGAGAGCAGCUAAGCAUUUCCAUAGGUCUCCUCAGACAGUUCAGAGGCAACAGAGGUUGGGAGUGGCAGAAAGACUCCUGUAACUGCCCACCACCCUUUUAUCUGCCCCUGUGGUGGGUGAUCCUUGGCAGGGUCCUAAUGAGAGGACCAGAGUCCUGGAGCAUCAAGCAGCACAGUCCUGGCCAGGAAUGGAGUAAUCCCAAUGUCAGUGUUGCAGACGCUGCAGACCUGGUGCUUGCAAGGCCUCAUCCAGACACCUGGCUUCAGUCAGACCAGAACUGUUUGGAAGGGUCUGACUGGGGGCUCACAGGUUUGCUCCUUGUUCUUUAGGAAGGCUCUUCCCAACUGCCAGAUGUAGAACAAAGCACUCAUCUGCAUGACAUUGCCCCUCUAAUCCAGGGACAAGUAAAGUCUGUUUUGGGAGUAGUAGUCCAGAAGCAUUCCCAACAGUGCAAACUCCAAGUGCUCUCUGCUCUAGAAAGCAGCUCUUCCUGCAUGGUAUGCUCAUUCAGGUGUAUUUUCCAGUUAGGUCCUUUUAUAUCUGGAUUAGACUUCCAUCAUUAGACUAGAAAAGAAGCUGCAUUCCAGCAAGAGGUCCAUAGUUACAGAUGUUAUGGUGUCCCUGCCCAUGGCAGGGGGUUGGAACUAGAUUAUAUUUGGAGCUCCUUCCAACCCAGACCAUUCUAUGAUUUUCUGAUAUGUUGGUCCUAUCCCCAAAACGAUGCUGGAAUAAAAUACAGAAAAUGGAAUAUCACACCAAGAGGCCACACUUUAACCCCAGCCUUUCCAAACUAUGAGAUUAGCCCAUGUAACCAAGACCUGCAGCAGCAGCCUGUACCAGAGUACCUGUGUGCUUCAGGCUGUAUUUCAUCACUUUUAGUUCUGCUAAUGCUCUAGGAGCACAGGAAACCCUCAGACAUCCCCAGCCCAGGGGAACGUCAGCAGCACUUUGGCAGCUACAAAUGCUACAACAGCACUCAAAGCAGAACUUUUCAGAGGAAGGCAAAGCAGGGAUGGCAACACCACUGGGAGCUGGGCACCUCCAAACACCAGCCUGGCUCCCACACCUCUGCCCACCUUCACAGUACAGGUACAAACACAGUACACAAGCCACAAAAGCAAUCUCAGGGACAUGAAUAAUCACCAUUUGAAUAGCUCACGAAAACACAAAGAUUUCAUGUUUAGUUUUGUCUGCACAAGCCCCAAGACAGGACUGGGUCUGGCUUUAAACCUGGUCUCCCUGUCAAAAAGGGAGUUUUACAGAUCAACCAUUUUACCCCAGUGCAAGUGCUGCCAGAGCCUCAUUAGGCAGAACCUUCACCUCAUGCUCACUGGACAGCCCCGCAUUUCCUCCACAGAUGCUUUGCCAGCACUAACACACACCAAGGACCUCCAUUCACAGGAAUUUUAUUUUCUUGUAACAAACAAAAAAUCAUACACAUUAGAGACAUGAAUACAGACAACAAAUAAAUUAAUGUCAAAUGAGAGACUGAUUGCCAAGGUGCAAAUGAGUGGCAACAGCAAAAACUGCUUGGUUGGGUGGGAGACUUUCAACACAACACAUCAUUGGCAGUGCUGUUGAAGCUUGAGAGGAAGCAGAGCCACAAAAUAUACAUCUUCAAAGGGGACAGCACCUAGCCAAGCAAGCCAACUCCUGCCUCACCCUCCAGGAGGAAUGUUCAGUUUAAGAAGGCAGAAACCCCAGAGCUCAACAGUUACCAGCUCUUAAGUAAUCUCUGUAUGAUGUCCUGGCAACAGAGAAGCUUCCAGUACCAGAUGCAAAGCUGCUGCUGCCACCUCGCCACUACAGAAAGCCUGUUGCUGCCUAAGGGAGCUCUGCAACACAAUCAUGAGAUCAAGAGAGGAGACCUGUUUGCCACAGGACAGAUGACAAUUACAGAGCAACACUGCCUACAAUGCUUCAGGGAUGAGAUGGUAGCCAGGAGUUCCUUCCACUUUUCAUGAAAGCAAGUGUUAGCUGUUGCCAGUAACUGGUUCUGCAUAGGCCAAAAAUUACAUAUAGCUGUAUCAUAGUGGGGAGGUAUGUUUAAUUCUGAUCUGCUCUCAGUCCUCCCCCAGCCCUGCAAAAUGCAUUUAAUGCUGACGAAACAAAAAACCCUAUUUAAGAAGUGCCCCGGUGUUUAAUACACUUCUACAUGAUUCAUACAAGAUGCUAGAAAAAUAAACCUAAUCAAGCAGCACUCAGUGUCAGAACAUCUCUAAGUCUGUCUAGAAGGCAGGACAGUGUUGUUUUGCAGAAAGAAGAGGAGGAUUACUUGGUUCAAGCCACACCAGCUCUGGUCAUUUCCACCUUUUUGGCAGAACAUGAAGAGCUGGAAGAGAAGCAAUUCUUCCUCAUUACUGCCAAGCCCCAUUAGAUUCUGCUCCCUGCCUUUCUAAUAAGAGCAUCUUAGAAGUGGAGCAGUGACCAUUUUCCUUUAAAAAAAUUCUAAGAAAAAGAAAUACUAGGUGUUGAACUGUAAGGUCACACUGGAGAGUAAGGGAGUGCCACAUUUAAAACCGAC